Camellia sinensis is the source of this 317-nucleotide messenger RNA. Lineage: Eukaryota; Viridiplantae; Streptophyta; Magnoliopsida; Ericales; Theaceae. The record is from RefSeq and is a predicted model, not a curated record.
GAGAUCGCGAAGCUCUUUCUUGGCUUAUUUGGGCAGCCAUCGGCAAUGUUGGUGCCGGGUGAAUCGGCCGAGUUUCCCUCAGGUCUGAAGUUGAAGAUUGGAGUGGUUUUGUCGGGAGGCCAAGCCCCUGGAGGACACAAUGUGAUAUCUGGAAUCUUCGAUUACUUGCAGGAUCGUUGCAAAGGAAGCACAGUGUACGGGUUUAGGGGUGGACCAGCUGGGAUCAUGAAGUGCAAAUAUGUGGUGUUGACUCCAGAGUUCAUUUACCCGUACAAAAAUCAGGUCAGAAUUAUUUGAAUGAAACUUGAAUUAUUUUU